Messenger RNA from Haliaeetus leucocephalus (bald eagle), 824 nucleotides. RefSeq names its product F-box protein 2 (gene FBXO2). Bases 67 to 810 code for a protein of 247 amino acids. Gene Ontology annotation, molecular function: ubiquitin protein ligase activity; protein binding. Gene Ontology annotation, biological process: glycoprotein catabolic process; SCF-dependent proteasomal ubiquitin-dependent protein catabolic process. Gene Ontology annotation, cellular component: SCF ubiquitin ligase complex; cytoplasm. The transcript has 6 exons. Lineage: Eukaryota; Metazoa; Chordata; Aves; Accipitriformes; Accipitridae. The record is from RefSeq and is a predicted model, not a curated record.
GGUCCGUCCGCCGCAGCCGCCCGCCGAGCAGCGCACCGAGAAAGCUCUGUCCAGCCUGGCCCAAGGAUGGAGUCCCUCCCUGAAGCAGUCCUGAUCAGAAUCCUGGCUUCCAUACCUGCAGUGGAUUUGGUGCUGGCGUGCCGCCUGGUCUGCUGCCAGUGGAAGAACCUGGUCGAUGGAGCCGCGCUUUGGAUCCUGAAGUGUCAGCAGGAAGGCCUCACUGGAGCAGAGUCACAGGAGAAUGCAGAGAACUGGCAAAACUUCUAUUUCCUGAGUAAGAAAAGGAAGAAUCUCAUCAAGAACCCAUGUGGUGAAGAAGACUUGCAGCACUGGGGAGAGGUAGAGAAUGGAGGUGAUGGCUGGAAAAUUGAAGAGCUCCCUGGGGACUUUGGAAAAGAAUUCCCUAGUGAAGAAGUCCAUAAAUACUUUGUUACAUCUUAUGAGUGGUGUCGAAAGGCUCAGGUCAUUGACCUUAGGGCUGAGGGCUACUGGGAAGAGCUGAUGGAUACAACCCAGCCUAAAGUUGUGGUCAAAGACUGGUAUGCAGGACGCAGUGAUGCCGGCUGCCUCUAUGAGCUCUGUGUGAAGCUGCUCUCAGAGAAUGAGGAUGUUCUGGCUGAGUACAAAAGUGAGACUAUUGCCAUCCCACAGGACAAUGAUGCCAACUGGACUGAGAUCUCCCACACCUUUUCCAACUAUGGGCCUGGGGUCCGCUUUGUCCGCUUCGAACACGGUGGCCAGGACACACUAUUCUGGAAGGGAUGGUAUGGCGUACGUGUUACCAACAGCAGCGUGACAGUGGAGCCAUAGCCAUGCUGAACUGG